This is a messenger RNA of Asparagus officinalis (garden asparagus), 1664 nucleotides long. RefSeq lists its product as uncharacterized. Gene Ontology annotation, molecular function: UDP-xylose transmembrane transporter activity; antiporter activity. NCBI's taxonomy places the organism in Eukaryota, Viridiplantae, Streptophyta, Magnoliopsida, Asparagales, Asparagaceae. Gene Ontology annotation, cellular component: Golgi apparatus. The record is from RefSeq and is a predicted model, not a curated record. The transcript is spliced from 8 exons. Bases 350 to 1387 code for a protein of 345 amino acids.
GUAGAUAAACGUUCCCAUACACCGAACCGACACUCACACCUGCUUCGCUUCCUGUGUGCUAACAGAUCUCCACCUCCCUCCUCUCUUUUGUAGCUUUCUUCCAAAAUAAGCGAAUAAUUAAUAAGAAAAAAAAAAGAACUAACUCCAGAAUCGCGAUAUAAAUAGAUUCCCAAUUCUUCAAGCAAUUAAUUUCAAGGGAAGGUAGAUUUUCUCCUCAGUCUACAGAGAUCUAGGGUUUUCGAGAUCCUCGAGUUCCAGAUCUCGAUCUCGGUUUCGAUCGGGAAUGAGAUUGAGAAACUGAAGGAGUUGAGUUGAUUGGAGAUUGGAGAUUGGAGAUUGGAGAUUGGAGAUGGGAGAGUUUCAGCUGGGGACCGUGGGAGCGCUGAGUCUUUCAGUGGUCUCCUCGGUUUCGAUUGUGAUCUGUAACAAGGCGCUCAUCAGCACUCUCGGAUUUACUUUUGCUACAACUUUGACAAGCUGGCAUCUUCUAGUCACAUUUUGCUCUCUUCAUGUGGCAUUAUGGAUGAAGUUGUUUGAACAUAAACCUUUUGACCCAAGGGCAGUAAUGGGCUUCGGAGUCCUCAAUGGAAUCUCCAUUGGGCUGCUGAACUUGAGCUUGGGUUUCAAUUCAGUUGGAUUCUAUCAGAUGACAAAACUGGCAAUCAUUCCUUGCACUGUUCUGCUGGAAACUCUUUUCUUCAGGAAGAAGUUCAGUAAGAGUGUCCAGUUCUCACUUACCAUCCUUCUUGUUGGUGUUGGCAUUGCGACUGUGACAGAUCUGCAACUCAAUACUCUGGGAUCUGUCUUAUCACUACUUGCAGUCCUUACAACUUGCAUUGCUCAAAUUAUGACCAACACAAUUCAGAAAAGGUUUAAGGUCUCUUCAACGCAGCUAUUGUAUCAAUCUUGCCCUUAUCAAGCACUGACCCUGUUCAUCAUUGGUCCAUUUCUUGAUGGCCUUCUUACAAAUUUGAAUGUUUUUGCAUUCGAGUACACACCUAAAGUCCUGUUCUUCAUUGUCCUGUCUUGUUUGAUAUCUGUCUCUGUCAACUUCAGCACAUUUCUUGUAAUUGGAAAAACAUCGCCAGUCACUUAUCAAGUUUUGGGUCAUUUGAAAACAUGCUUAGUUUUGACAUUUGGCUAUGUGUUACUUCGAGAUCCAUUUAGCUGGAGAAACAUCUUUGGUAUUUUUGUAGCCUUAAUUGGCAUGAUUCUCUAUUCUUACUGUUGCUCAAGAGAGAGUCAGCCAAAGCCAAAUGAAGCAUCAUCCCAGUCAUCACAGGUAAAGGAGGGCGAAGCAGAUCCUCUACUUGGUUUGGAGAAUGGCACGGUUGGUGAUGCUCAGAAAGGCCCCGUGUGGAGAUCGGACAAAGACCUGCAUGCCUAAGUCUUCUCCAAAAUCUUCUUUCACAACAUUAUGUAAAAAUUGCUGAUAAAAAAAUCGGCUUUAGUUAGGAGGUUGGAAAUGCUGAUGGCAUCUCUGUUAAAGUCUCUUAUAAAGCGAGGAGAGUUGGAGACAAUAUUCUUUUAAUUGAAUUUUUGGUUGCCAUAUGGUGAUGGUCUCAUAUAGCUCAGCUUGUACUAGAAUUUUGUUAUUGAUUUUAAACCAGCUUGUCCUCUCGUUCUGCAAUCAUUUCAAUUGUUAUCAAUUGGAUGUUUAAGCC